Messenger RNA from Chironomus riparius, 1770 nucleotides. The record is from the annotation of a GenBank genome assembly. NCBI's taxonomy places the organism in Eukaryota, Metazoa, Arthropoda, Insecta, Diptera, Chironomidae.
UUGAUUCUACUGAUAAAUACAUAAGCAUUUUUAAGAAAGUCUUGACAGAUUCAACAAAUAAUAAAAAGAAAACCUGAGAAAGAAAAUUUUGAAAUGAUUGGAAGGAAAGAACUUGACUAAAAUAUUAGAAAGGAUUAAAUCUUUAAAAUAAAUUAGAAAUUGGGCAUUCAGUCUCAUUUUCCAUAGACUCAAUCGAGAAUAAAAAUGACAACUAUACGAUAUGCGCGUGUAAAAUCAACAAUAACAGAUGAAAAUAGUGAUGAUAACACAAAUCAGUUACAAACAAUCGAUAGUGAGGACGAAGAUGAUGAAGUAGACGUUCUUUCAGUAAAAAUCGCAUCAUGUAAUAAUGAUGACAAUCAUGUUUCACUGAAACAUAGCACAUCUGUUCGAAAUACUUUAUUAAAAACAGUUCUAUGGGUUGGCUUCUUAAUUUUGUGCCACUAUAUAUUGUCGAUUGGAUUAACUUUUUAUCAAAGGUGGCUGUUAAAGGGGUAUAAGUUUCCUUUCACAGUCGUCCUUUAUCAUUUGAUGGUAAAACUAGUCAUGUCAGCGUUAAUUAGAAUCUUCUAUAGAUUAUGCACCGGAAAACAAAGAGUGAGGCUGUCUGUUUCAACAGCACUAAGAAAAGUUGCUCCUACAUCAUUUUUUGGUGCCAUUGAUAUUGGAUUUUCGCAAUGGGGUUUGGAGUUUGUUGAAGUUGCACUGUACACAAUGACGAAAUCUACUGUGAUUAUUUUUAUAAGCUUUUUUGCGAUACUCUUUCGUCUAGAACGAAAGAGUUGGUCACUUCUUUUUAUUGUUGUGAUGAUAUCAGCUGGUUUAUUUCUUUUUACGUAUAAGUCGACUGAAUUUGAUCUUCUCGGGUUUAUUUUAUUGUUGAUAGCAUCAUUUAGUAGUGGUGCACGGUGGACAUUGGCACAGUUAGUUAUGCAGAAAUCAAAACUAGGCCUUCAAAAUCCUAUUGAUAUGAUUUACUAUAUGCAGCCUUACAUGCUUAUCUCUCUUAUACCAUUUGCUAUAGUUUUUGAAUCGACAAGACUAUUUGAACAUUUUUCAAUGAUCUUUGACAUGGAUGGAUAUGAAAUAUUUGUUUUAUGGGUGAAAAUUUCAAUUGGUGCAUUUUUAGCAUUUUUCAUGGAAAUCAGCGAAUUUCUUGUCUUAUCUAAUACCUCUAGUUUAACACUUUCUGUUGCCGGAAUCUUUAAAGAAAUUUGUCAAUUAGUUUUGGCAGUUGAACUUAAUGGAGAGCAACUAGGAUUCUAUAAUUUGAUAGGUCUAAUUUUAUGUUUAGGAGGCAUAACAUCACAUGUCAUUUAUAAGUAUUGGCUCCUGACAGAUAACAUACCUGAGCGAAUAACUGCAGAGCCUGAAUGCCAUUAUGAUAUGAAUAAUCAAUAUUCUACAAAAUAUAAUAAAAAUAAGAGGACCAGUAACAGUAAUGUGAACACAGGAUUAAAUGGUAAUGCAAGUGAAAUAAAACCCUCAAUGAAUAAUGGAGCAAGUGUAGUCAUUGCAUAUAAUCAAAAAGAACCAUUGUUAAAUUAUGAUGGUACCGAGUCUGAAAGUAAUGAUGAGAUGGAUAGCAAGUCUGCUGAGGUUUUAUUUGAUAUAUUAAAAAGACGUGACGAAACACGAAAAUAACUUAUGGUAAUUUUUUUAAAAAAAAAAAACAAAGAAAACUAUUUUAAAUAAUAGGAAAAGAACUUAAAUAUAUGUAUUUCUGUAUGUACAGUCAUAUUAAAAUAAUGAAAUCUAGAAUAAUCAAAA